Molecule: messenger RNA, 1358 nt
Organism: Salvia miltiorrhiza (redroot sage)
Lineage: Eukaryota; Viridiplantae; Streptophyta; Magnoliopsida; Lamiales; Lamiaceae
Product: protein-tyrosine-phosphatase IBR5-like
Exons: 5
Coding region: 137-967 (276 amino acids)
Biological process (GO): negative regulation of MAP kinase activity; protein dephosphorylation; auxin-activated signaling pathway
Cellular component (GO): nucleus
Molecular function (GO): MAP kinase phosphatase activity; protein tyrosine/serine/threonine phosphatase activity
Source: RefSeq, a predicted model, not a curated record
AGCUAAUAAACAACUUCAAAAUCUCCCCCCAAAAAUUCCUAAUCACAAUUUCCCCAAAUUGCCGCAUCAAGAUUCAGCACACACAUAUAUAAGCAUUGAUUUGGAAAAUUCCUGAAAUCGACUGCGCGAUUCAAUCAUGAGGAAGCGAGAGAGAGAGAAUCCGUGCGGGAUUUGCGGGCACUACCACAAGUACGAGGAAGGGGAGGUGUGCGGCGUCUGCGGCCACCGCAUGGCCGCCGUCGCCGACCAACCCGCCGCGGCGGCAGUCCACGUCAGCGCCUUCCCGUCGGAGAUCCUGCCCGAGUUCCUCUACUUGGGCAGCUACGACAAUGCUGCCCGCGCUGAGCUGCUCAAAACUCAGAGCAUCUCUCGUGUUCUCAAUACUGUACCUGCCUGUCAGAACCUGUACAAAAAUUCAUUUACCUAUCACUGCCUGCCAGACGAAAAGAGAUUGCCGUUUGAUGAUGCAAUCCAGUUUCUAGAGCAAUGCGAAAGAGAUAGGGCCCGGGUUCUGGUGCACUGCAUGUCAGGCAAAAACAGGUCACCUGCUAUAGUAAUUGCUUACUUGAUGAAAAGCAAAGGUUGGAGACUUGCCCAAAGUUAUCAAUGGGUGAAAGAACGAAGACCGUCUGUCGAACUAAAUCCAGCGGCUUACGAGCAAUUACAGGAGUUCGAGCAAAAGAUCUUCGGCUCAACAGAGAACAGCAACAUCGUCCUGCCAAGUUUUUCGUCUCCCAGCCAGCCUCCCUUAAGCUUUGGCUUCUCAAGGACUAACGAAACGCCCACUCCUGCUCCAGCCUUCAUAAACAACACUGUCUCGUCAGUUUUCUCCCAUCCCCCGUUUGAAAUCCCUCAGGAGUUCGCCUUUGGAGCCGGGCAGCCACAGACGGGCGCCCAAAAUGACAGCCCAUUUAGCGCCAACACAAAUCCUCCACCUGCCAACGACAUCACAAUGGGUGGCUCUUAACUGGUUCUGAUUUCCACAUCAUGACAUUCGUCUACAACCAUUAGUUCUCAGUCGAGCCCCGUGGCCUAGUACGAGUUAUUUACACGCAAAGAUUGGAAUGUAAAGAGGGGAGCAACGCUUGGGAACUGACGAAGUUCGGAUUCUUCUUUGCCUCUUUCGGUCUGUAUCUUGUUGACACGAUAACGAGAAACGGGUAAUUGCAGUUUGUGAAGUACAUUUCUCGAGCUCGCUGUGUAUCCAUUUUUUUCUAUAGUUUUUGUUAAACAAUGGGUUCAUAUAUAAGGAUUAGUACAUGUUGAAUUUCCACAAAUUAAAGGAUAGUUCAAUGUACUGAAUUUUCAAUCUGAAAGUUUGCUAUUUAUCAGUUAAAACUGCACCUUAAAAUUUCCAA